Messenger RNA from Athalia rosae (coleseed sawfly), 7859 nucleotides. RefSeq names its product UNC93-like protein. Gene Ontology annotation, biological process: regulation of potassium ion transport; regulation of muscle contraction. Bases 1604 to 3277 code for a protein of 557 amino acids. The transcript is spliced from 6 exons. NCBI's taxonomy places the organism in Eukaryota, Metazoa, Arthropoda, Insecta, Hymenoptera, Athaliidae. Gene Ontology annotation, cellular component: striated muscle dense body; plasma membrane. Gene Ontology annotation, molecular function: potassium channel regulator activity. The record is from RefSeq and is a predicted model, not a curated record.
AGAUGUGCCUAAAACUUGUCUCUACCGUACGAGAAUCGGGAUUUAAAAGUGGACCGGCCGACGAGGAGCCGAGUGGAAUCUCGAUCGCGAUCGGAAUCGGCAUAAUGUCUUAAGCCGCGGAGUAUAACAAUCCGUCGAUAUUGUGCGUAUCGGUGUUGACGAUAUCACAGAUAUACACGCUCAUAGUAAUGGUAAUAAUAAAGUCGCGUCAAACGUGUAGAUGAAAUAAAGAGGGAGUACGCGAGUAUUAUGGUAUAGCAGCUACGUACUAGCGGGGUACUAAGAGAGACUGGUACGAUCGAGAGAGCGGUUUAAACAGGUGAAGGAGGUGACAGUAGUCGUCGGUCCCGUGGUGCGCGCACACACGAUCGAAAUACCGAUGAAAAUAGGGAGAAAAAAAAAAAAGAACCGUUGAAAAAAUCAAAAAAAAAAAUUCGACAAAAUAAAUGAGAAGGAAAAAAAAAUCGCUUUUAAAAUCAAACUCGUAGGUAUAGGUGUAACGUAUACGUUCGUACUCUGCGAGAAAAACUUAUACACAUACAUACAUCGAUAAAAGGAGAACCGCCGAUCGCGAACGCGCGCGUCAAGUGUGGAACCUGCAGUGUACGUAUUAAUACCGCGUCGACGUCGGGUCGCGUUGUCGCGUUGUAGUUUCACGAUCAGUUCUUGGUUAGUUUCUGAGGUCUGAAGGCAGAGUUGGCAACCAGCAAAACCAGCAACCCGCCUUCAAGAGACGAACGAACGUGUAUUGUAAAGUCGGAAAACUGAAACGACAUACGCUGCUCCUCUUGAGUGUACAACACUCGGUUCGGUGGUGUUCACUUCCAGACACUUCAGCAGUUGUCUCCGAACCCCCGAUCAGUUCGGACGUGACUUUUGGUAGAGAGACGAGGGAAGGGAAAAAUUUUGAAAUAUUCCACAUACGCGAUUUUACGAUAGUAUAUGGUACUUUAUAAUUAUCCAUUCAGUCUCGCCAGGUGCUUGGAAAAUAACGAAAAGAAAUAAAUAAAUUUAUUAUAAUUUUUUUUCUUUCUCUUUCUUUGGUUCUCGGUUUUUCUCAAAAAAAAAAUUUUUCGAAGAGAAAUAAUUUUUUUUUUUUAAAACGCGCACAACUAAACGACCGACAAAAACCGACUCCCAAUCGGUAAUUUUUCGGUUGUACACAGGUACUCUGAUGUAACCGUAUUUUGCAUGAAAAGUUUAUAACAAAAUUUUAUUAAAAAAAUAAGAGAAAAAAAACUUUUCGAAAGUACGGGUAUAUAAACUGUAUUUUGCUGAUAUUACAUAAAUCCUCAUGGGAAUUUGAAUGAAGUAAAUUAAUUAAUUAAUUGAAUUAAAUAAAUAAUUAAUUGAUGACUGUAAUUCUUAAAGCUCUGCAAAAAUAUAUGAUCGCGAUAAAUUUAUUUAAAUAAAAAUAUAUAAAUAUAAUACAGGUAUAAAUGCUUAUCAAAAAGUGAUUUGCAUUGAUGAUAUUGUUAUAUAUAUAUAUACGCAUAUAAAAGUGAAUAUAUCCGCGAAACGGUGCAGAGGGAAAGACAUUAAAACGAAAUUAUCAACGAUCGGACUGAUUUCACACAUCGCAAAGACGUAGCCGAAACGGAUAAUGGUGGCUUCACAGAACGACGGCGGAAGAAGUGCGGGAGGCGGAAAUGGGGGUGCGGGCGACGACGACGCGGUGUACACGGUGUCGGUAAGCGGCGGAGGUUACAGAAACGAGGGUUACAAGGAGGAUUGCAACGACGGUAUCCCACCGGAACCGACGAAACCGCCCCAAUUGCCGCCGGCCGACGACGACACCCAGUCGAGAAAGUUCAAGCUCUCGCGGAGUGAAAAAUGGCGAAUUUUGAAAAAUAUCGGUGCCGUGUCGAUAGCCUUCAUGGUGCAGUUCACGGCGUUUCAGGGCACGGCCAAUCUUCAAUCCUCCAUCAACGCCAGCGAGGGUCUCGGGACGGUAUCCCUGUCGGCUAUCUACGCCGCUCUAGUUCUAUCUUGUAUAUUCGUACCGACGUUCGUUAUCAAAAGAUUAACGGUCAAAUGGACCCUGUGCGUGUCGCUGUUGUGCUAUGUACCCUACAUCGGGGCGCAAUUUUAUCCGAAAUUUUACACACUCGUACCCGCCGGCGUGCUCCUCGGUCUCGGCGCCGCUCCCAUGUGGGCCGCUAAGGCCACCUACCUCACUCAGGUCGCCGGUGUUUACGCUAAGCUAACGGAUCAGCCGGUCGACGCCAUCGUCGUAAGGUUCUUCGGAUUCUUUUUCCUCGCUUGGCAGACCGCUGAACUUUGGGGAAACCUCAUCUCGUCUCUCGUUUUGAGCAAUGGCGAAUUCGGCAGCGGAGGCGGUAACCACACGAUUAACGAGGACAAGAUACGUCUCUGCGGUGCGAAUUUUUGCGUCGUUGGUAACAAAGCUAACGAGGUACUAGAGAGGCCGCCGGAUUCGGAAAUUUAUGAAAUAUCUGCCAUUUAUUUGGCAUGUGUCGUAUUCGCCGUUAUCAUAGUCGCUCUCUUCGUCGACCCACUCUCCAGGUACGGUGAAAAACAGAGACGUGCCGAUAGUCAGGAAUUGAGUGGAAUACAAUUACUUUCAGCGACCGCGUAUCAGCUGAAAAAACCUUACCAACAAUUACUCAUACCAAUAACCGUAUUUAUCGGUAUGGAGCAGGCGUUUAUCGGUGCUGAAUUCACUCAGGCGUACAUCUCCUGCGCACUAGGUGUUCACAAAGUUGGUUACGUGAUGAUGUGUUUCGGCGUUGUUAACGCGGCGUGUUCCCUGUUGUUCGGUUCGGUGAUGAAAUUCGUAGGAAGACAACCCCUGAUGGCCUUAGGUGGUGUCGUUCACGCGGCGUUAAUCGGCGUACUCCUGGUGUGGAGACCGCAUCCCGACAAUUCUUACAUAUUUUACACGCUCUCGGGUCUAUGGGGAGUCGGCGACGCCGUAUGGCAGACGCAGGUUAACGGUCUUUACGGAACGUUGUUCAGGCGUAACAAGGAGGCGGCAUUUUCAAAUUACCGGCUCUGGGAGAGCGCCGGUUUCGUGGUUGCAUAUGCGUACAGUACGCAUCUUUGCGCCCGUAUGAAAUUAUACGUUAUGCUAACCGUGUUAAUACUAGGUGUUGUCGGUUACGUCAUCGUUGAAUUACUUCAUAGGCGUAAGCAAAAGAGACGUAAGGCUAUCGCCGAAGAUCCAAAAUCCGCUCAAGCCGAAGCUAACAAACCAGAAGAAACUGACGACGAAAAAGACGAUAUAGAUGACGAUAUAAUAAUCACCCAUCUCUAAAAAUUACCUAUACAUAUAUAUAUAUAUACAUAUACAUACAUCAUUACGUGAAAAAAUUAAAAAAGAAAAUAAAAAAAUUCAACAAAAAAAAAAACAACAAAAUAAAAAACGAAAUAAAAUGAAAUAAAUAAUUUAAACAAUCAUGAAUUAAUAAAUACACACAAUAUCUAUUAUCAUCGCUAUUAUUAUUAUUAUUAUUAUUAUUAUUAUUAUUAGUAUCAUUAAUAUUAUUAACGAUAAAGUUAUUAUUAUUGAAUAAUUGUAUCAACAGGGUCAUCCGCCGAUUAUAUGAAAUGUGCGCGCAUUAAUCAAACACGUAUCACUGUCCGUAUGGGAUAUAUAAUUGUUUUCUCUUUUUUCUAUAUGAGAAACAGAAAAGAAGAAAUGAUCACGAAUGUAUAUAGGUAUUAUACACAUGGCUCUUAAUUGAUGAUAGAAAUCUAAUUAUCAAUCGUUAUUCAUAAAUAUGUGAAACGAUGAUUCAGUUGAUGACAGGUAUAUAGUUGUUGUAAAUUGAAUCUGCCCUUUGCACAAUGGAUUGUAAAUUUUGGAGAAAUUGUUCCGUGGGAAAAAUUUUAAACGAUCGUUUUAUACUUGAGAAGAACGUUCGAUUGUCGUCGACACAGAUCGUUCGCAUGGAAUGAACGAUUGAAAAACUCGGGAGCGAUCGUUACGCAUUGUGAAUUUUUUUUUCUUUUCUCUUUUUCAUUCUUUGAUAAUUACUCAUUCUCAUUAGUUUAGAUAAUCGAAAGAAAAAAAAGAAGAAGAAAAAAAAGAGCUGUUGAAAUAUGAAUUUUAUGUAAUAACGAUUAUGAUGAGAUACACAUAGAACAAGUGCAAUACCGUAUAUAUAGUAUACAAUGUACGAUAUCAUAUAUAAAUAUGUAGAUUUGACGUUGAACGCGUGUGUGCGAAACGGGAAGAAAGGAAACAAAAAAAUGUGUUAAUAACGACGAACGUGUAUGAACUAUAUCGUAAAAUUCAUGAGCAUGAAUACUCGUAAUAUUAGAGAAAAGAAUAGAAAAAGGAAGAGAGAAUAAGAAAAAAAAAAUAUGGAUAUACAUAUCCGAAGACAAUAAAUAGCGAAAGAAUAUAUCUAUAAAAUAUAAACGUACAAAUAUAUAAACGCGAACGCAUAUCCACCAUUUUGAAUAUAUGUAUGUAAUUUUAUUAAUUCUUUCUUUAUACGAAAUCUCUUUCUCUUCAUCUCUGCAUAUAUAUGUUUAUAGACGCGUUGAAAGUAGAACCGGUGGAAUAAUCCAUGGUAAAUAAAUUAACAAAAAGAAAGAGAAAAAAAGAACGAACUUUUACGUACUCUACGCGCGUGCGAUUUUAUAUAUCGAGGUCACUGAUUUGAUUUUGGAACAACCGGGAGAACUUCGUAUGUAACGUGCGUUGUUAAUAUACAUAUGUAUAUAAUUCGUAUACUAUAAUAUAUUUUAUUAUACGGACACGUCCUCUUCUAAAUGUUCUUUCGCACAAAGACGUUGAAGAGGAAAAAAGGAUUGGCAGCUAUUUUAAACGAACAUACAUGUAUUUAUAUAUAUAUAUAUGUACACGUUUAUAUGUACGUACCUGUAUAUUCGCAUAACGUUAAGAGCAACGCGGAAGCUGCGAGUAUCCUUUACACACACAUACAUCAAUAUAUAUACACACAUGUAACCUAUUCAAAGAUCGGCGGCAUCGGCAUCGCCAUCGCCAUCAACGUCGCGGAGGUUGAAAGCGCGUGACCUUCACGUGGACCAGAAUUGAGCCCGGAGGCUGCCCGUGUUGUACGAACGGAAAUUGUUGUUUCAAACUGAGAUCCUCCGAUGGAGAGCUCGAUGUGGUUAGUCGCAAAUAUUUAUUCAUUUUUAUUUUUGCCAAAUCCUCGUUCCUGUUAUCCCUCCCUCCUCUCAUCUCUGGUCGCUAUCGACCACGGAGUGACGAAGAGAUGAUGAGGCGGAGAGGAAAGACAGGGAUUGGAUUCAAAAAUACAAAUAUACAUGCUCGUGUACAUGACUAGAUAAAAUGAAGGAAUUGUCAUCGCGAAAUUAUCAUAUAGUGUGUAGUAGUUAUUCAGCCCGAAUGAAUAAUUAACGGUUAUAGUAAUAUCGCGCUAACUUCUCGCUAUAUAUACGCGAAGUAGUUCCUUCUUUUUAGUUUUUCUUUUUUUUUUCUGUUUCUUUUGCUCUUUGGAAAUCGUUAGGUGGAAGGUAGCGUAACUGAAUAAAACAGAUCCGGGUAUGGUUGGAGAAGAGAAAAACGAAGAACAGGAGAUAGAUGGAUAGAUUGACGGUGAUUGAACGAUCAAUCUAUCUAUCUUCCAUGCCGCGGUAUAUUUUGAGUCCGUAUGAAAUAGUUUUUUUUUUCCUCUCCUCGCUCGUUCUUCACUUAUUUGAGGAAUAAAAAAUGGACAAUGAAUUGGAAAAGCAGAGGGAAACGGAAAAUAAAAUCUUUGCACACAUUUUCAUCUUCUUUAUAUAUAAAUUGCAAUCAAUUUGUCGUUAUGUUGUAUUAUUUUCAACACGUUUGCCAUUCGAAAUACACGACAUAUGAAGAUGUACAUUCACGUAGCGUUAGAAUCCAUUGAACAAUGUCACAUGGGUAAUGAAACGAUGAGAAUAAAAAAGGUUAAAAAAUCGAUUGAAAAAGUUGUACAGGUAUAACGAGGAGCGGCAUAAGUAUACACGUGGCGAUCAGCUGUAAACGCAUUCCUUUUUCUCAGUAAUUCAAGAAAACUAUAAUAUAAUUACUCUUUAUAUAAUGUUACGAAAUAUAAAUGCAUGUACACGUAUAGCGAUAGGGAUACAACAUAUACAUGCAUUUCCACCUCACUCGUUGUAUUUUCUGUCCGAGAGAUUCCGAUUAUUUUCUCUAUUGUUGCACUCGAUCUAGAUCAAUCCAAUUUAUGCAACUCGCACCGCCCCGUGGAACAAAGAGAAAAGAAACACUCGUAUUAUUAUAAUAUAGAUAUAUGCGUUAAAGAGAGAGAGAGAGAGAUAAUUACGUGUCGGAAUAUGUGGCAGAUAACUUUAUUACAUUCCAGAACCGGUGCAAACUCAUUGCAGCAUUUUUUUCAUCUCCAUAAUCUCUGUUUAAUUUUGUUUUAAUCGAUUUAUUUAUGUAAAUUUUAUUAUUUCUCGAUUAUUUCAAUUGUAUAUUUUUUUAUAUUCUGUCCAUUCCAUUAUCGUGUUGUUUUUAGUUUUAUCAAUUGACAAUAAAUUUUAUAUUUCGUCGAUUGUUGAACCGAUUCGAUCGAAUUCAUCGGCGGGAGAAAAGAGAGAAAUGGGUGAUUUAAAAGGAAGAAAAAACUUAGAAAAAGAAAUAAUUAUUCUUUCUAACGCAUAAUCAUAUCUGCGACGUGUUCUGACCGUGAAUUUGAUUGAACUUUGAUUUUUCUUUGCUUUUCUGUGAUUGAAAUUUCACCCCAUGCCCUGAUGCAGUUUAUGGAAUAUUGUUGAAAAAUCUAUGAAUAACGAUCAUUUUAUUUUUUGAAUCAUUAUAAACGGAUUAUUCAUUAGACAAAAAAAUGAAGAGAAAGGGGAAACUGAUGAGUUGAUUAAAAACUGAUCAACUAACUCAGUUAAUUAUUGAAAUUCAGAUAGUCAAAUUUUGAUAAAAAUUCAUUAUCUUUCUACCCACAGCUAACGGUCGAUUCGUUAACAAUAGAAUUGGAAAGUAAUUGGAAAUAGUAAAUGAAUGGUGAUCAUUUGUACAGACUAAUUGUCGGAUUUUCUUGGCAGCACAAUUUUGGAAAUUGUAUUUGUAUAAUAUAAAUGAAUAAAUGAAUGAAUAAACCAUUAAACAAAUAAAUAAUACGAGUUUAUCCGACAUAUUGUUGAACUCUCCCUUCUUGCGAUCGUUUAUAUUGUGAAUAAGUCUAUCAACAUUGAUAAUAUUGUUAUUACUGUCAUCGUUAUUAUUAUUAUUGUUAAUAUCGUCAUCACCACCGAUAUGAAUAUUCUUGUUACGACUAUCUUUAUGCACGCACCGAUGUGUGAGGAGAGAAAAGGAGAAGAAAGGAAACGAAAUUUAAUUUUUGCGAUAUCCAUUUCGAGCGGUGCGACCGAGAGAUAUAUGAUGAAAAAUGUCCACAUUCACUUACUUACUUAUCAGAUGUAUAAUUAUACAUGUUUACCCGUAAAGAUUUUUUUUCAAUCAUUUUUGUUCUAAUCAUUUUUUUCCAUUAUUAUUUUACAUUACGAUUCAAUCCUGAGUGAUGAUACCAUAGCUCGAUUGAAGAAGGGUAGGAAAAAGGGAGAUGAUAUCGUAUCAUACCUAUACUUCAUGAUUUGGUUCGCAUCAUUGCGGGUCUUAUGAUAUAAGAUUUGUACAGUACAUAACGCAUAUAGUAUGCCUUUACAAAUAAUGUAAGAGAAUCUAGAUAACACCAGCAUUGUUAUUAUUAUUAUUUUAUUAUUAUAAUGAUUAUUCUUUGUCACCAGAAUAUUAUUAUCGAUGUUAUUAUUGUUAGUGUUAAUUAAUGAACAUUAAUAUUGUUAUUACACUUGUUAGAAUUAUUAUCAUUACCACGUAACAAUGCCUCUUAGCGAAUAUUAGACGAAUAUCAUUUGAAUAAAUGGUAAAAGAAGUAAAUACA